Molecule: messenger RNA, 1328 nt
Organism: Capsaspora owczarzaki ATCC 30864
Lineage: Eukaryota; Filasterea; Ministeriida; Capsasporidae
Exons: 1
Coding region: 65-1120 (351 amino acids)
Source: RefSeq, a predicted model, not a curated record
GUUUGGCUGGAUUUUUGAUUUCUGAAUUUUGACGCCAGAUUUUUUGUUUCGAAAUCUGAGACAAAUGCUGACAACAACAACACGAUUGCGAUUCGCAUCAUCGACAACGGUGGUCCGCUUGAGCGAGACGAUCGCAACAGCAACAAUGGCAGCGACACGACGAGUGAGUGCUCUCGCUUCCUCACCAUCAUCGUCGCCACCCAUCACCACUACCAUCACCACAACGAUGAUGAUGCUCAUGGGCCCAUCAUCUGCGAUGACGCCAUCGCUAUGGCGUGGCGCUCACGUUGUCAAAUCGGCUGCCGAUUUCCGCCAAUUCACUCCGAUUUCCCAUCCAGCAGCAGCAGCAGCAACCAAGCGUUCGUACCACCACCACCACCACCAGCCUCAGUCUCAGCACUCGCUUCAUCACCCAUCCCCAGGUGGUCGUCCCACUUCAACUCCUCCAACGACAACAGGGUCCAAUUUCCACUCGUCGUCGGCUCAGUCCACUUCAUCCACCUCCAAGUCAAACUCUGCGUCAACCACCCAUCCAAGAAUGACGGCGCCUGCUCCACCCAACCCAUGGGCCUCCAACAACAUCAAGGUGCUCGAGCUCGCCGACAAGAAGGAGCUCGUCCUCGCCGAUAUGUGGAAGGACCAGCGCGUCCUGCUCAUUCUGUUGCGCCGCUUUGGCUGCAGUCUCUGCCACGAGCAGGCCAGCCACGUUCUGGAAAUCAAGCCACAGCUCGAUGCUGCAGGCGUCAAGAUUGUCCUCGUCGGCACGGGCAACCGCUACUUUGCCGAAAAGUUCAUCGAGAACGUACCCGGCAACGGGCAACGGUUCCCGGCGGAGGUCUACAUUGACCCCGAGCAGACGGCGUACAAGGCGCGCGGCUUGCAACGCGUCGGCCUGCUCCACUUUCUGAGCUGGACUGCCAUCUCCGAAUGGCGCAAGGCAAACAAGAAUCACCCCAACGCCGAUCUGCAAGGCGACGGCCUCCAAACCGGCGGCAUCUACCUCGUCGGUCCCGGCGCCGAUUCCGCCAUCCACUUUGCCUUCAACGAGUACGAUCAUCCCGUCGGCACGCUUGUCGACAAUGAUCAGAUUCUUGCGGCAGUGAAGGCAACCCAGCCGUAAUUUUUUUGAAGACGAGCAGCUGCAAUUUGCUCAGAUUUUCCAGUGCUGUCUCUUUGAGUGUCUCUUGUUUCCAUCCAAUUCACGAAAUGUCAAUACCUCCUUACUGUCUUACUGAGCUGGUCUUUGCGGUUGAUUGACUUGUCGAGCUCCAGCAAAGUAUCAGAGCUCAAUUCUUCUGUACAAUUUGAAUCCAAUGCCAUAAUGCCCC